CGGGCGGGGGCGGCGCGACCCUCGGAGCGCGGGGACGGCCGGCCGCGCCGCGACAUGUAACCAUGGACUGCAGGACCAAGGAAAAUCCAGAAAGAACCUUUGACCUGGUAUUGAAAGUGAAAUGUCAUGCCUCUGAAAAUGAAGAUCCAGUGGUAUUGUGGAAAUUCCCAGAGGACUUUGGAGAUCAGGAAGUACUACAGAGUGUGCCAAAGUUCUGUUUCCCCUUUGACGUUGAAAGAGUGUCUCAAAAUCAAGUUGGACAGCACUUUACCUUUGUACUGACAGACAUUGAGAGUAAGCAGAGAUUUGGAUUUUGCAGACUCACAUCAGGAGGCAAAAUUUGCUUAUGCAUCCUUAGUUACCUGCCAUGGUUCGAAGUAUAUUACAAGCUUCUAAAUACUCUGGCAGAUUACUUGGCUAAGGAACUGGAAAAUGAUUUGAAUGAAACUCUCAAAUCACUCUAUAACCAUCCAGUACCAAAGGCAAACACUCCUGUCAAUUUGAGUGUGAACCAAGAGAUAUUUAUUGCCAGUGAGCAAGUUCUGAAAGAUCAGCCCUCUCUAGUACCGCAUUCCUACUUCAUUGCCCCUGAUGUAGCUGGACUCCCAACAAUACCUGAGAGUAGAAAUCUUACAGAAUAUUUUGUUGCCGUGGAUGUUAACAAUAUGCUGCAACUGUAUGCCAGUAUGCUGCACGAAAGGCGUAUCGUUAUUACCUCUAGCAAAUUAAGCACUUUAACUGCCUGUCUCCAUGGAUCAGUUGCUCUGCUCUACCCAAUGUACUGGCAGCACAUUUACAUCCCAGUGCUUCCUCCACACCUGCUGGACUACUGCUGUGCCCCAAUGCCAUACCUGAUUGGAAUACACUCCAGCCUCAUAGAGAGAGUGAAAAAUAAAUCAUUGGAAGAUGUGGUUAUGUUAAAUGUUGACACAAACACUUUAGAAUCACCGUUUAAUGACUUGAACAACCUACCGAGUGAUGUGGUCUCGGCCCUGAAAAGUAAGCUGAAGAAGCAGUCUACAGCUACAGGGGACGGAGUAGCUAGGGCCUUCCUUAGGGCACAGGCUGCUUUGUUUGGAUCCUACAGAGAUGCACUGAGAUACAAACCUGGUGAGCCUGUCACUUUCUGUGAGGAGAGUUUUGUGAAGCAUCGCUCAAGUCUGAUGAAACAGUUCUUGGAAACUGCAGUUAACCUCCAACUUUUUAAGCAGUUUAUCGAUGGUCGACUGGCAAAACUGAAUGCGGGAAGGGGUUUCUCUGAUGUAUUUGAAGAGGAGAUCACUUCAGGUGGCUUUUGUGGAGGGAACCCGAGGUCAUAUCAACAGUGGGUGCAUACAGUCAAGAAAGGAGGUGCACUAUUCAACACCGCAAUGACCAAAGCAACUCCUGCUGUUCGGACAGCAUAUAAAUUUGCAAAAAACCACGCAAAGCAGGGAAUCAAGGAAGUGAAGAGUAAGCUCAAACACAAGGAAAACGAGGAAGAUUAUGGGACCUGUUCUGGUUCUGUACAAUAUACACCAGUUUACACAUUAUACAAUGAAAAGGGAAGAAACCUAGAAAAGCGUAAGCUUGCCCAGGCACGCUUAAAAAGGCCUCUGAAGAGCCUUGAUGGUGCUCUGUAUGAUGAUGACGACGAUGACAUCGAAAGAGCAAGCAAGUUAUCUUCUGAAGAUGGUGAAGAAACCUCUGCUUAUUUUUAUGAAAGUGAUGACUCUGUUGAAACAAGAGUAAAGACUCCGUACUCAGGUGAAAUGGACUUAUUAGGAGAGAUCCUCGACACAUUGAGCACACACAGCUCAGAUCAAGGAAAGCUGGCAGCAGCAAAGAGCUUGGAUUUCUUUAGAUCAAUGGAUGAUAUUGAUUACAAACCUACGAAUAAAUCCAAUGCGCCUAGUGAGAAUAACCUAGCCCUACUCUGCAGCGGUUCUGGUGAUCAAGCGGAGUGGCAUCUCGGGCAGGAUGACAGCGCCCUCCAUGGCAGACAGCUCCCUCCAUCCCCCAGGAAGCGGGUUUCCUCUGUGGGCCUGGCAGAUUCUCUCUUUAUCCUGAAAGAGGAAACCAGUGAAAAGCACCUCAGUGGUGUCAGCGUGAGUGGGCCUCCCACAGUGGAGGAGCCAGCGUCUGCUUCAGGACUGGGUUUCCAGCCAGCUGCGCCUAAAGUUUCCCAAACUGAAGAAGGAAGAACAGAACAGAAGGAAACACUAAGCCAGACUUCAGAUGAUCUGCUUACAUCCAGCCUUGGGCGACGCGCAUCUACUUUUGUUCCUUGGGAGAAGAAAGGGAAAGAAGCCAAAGAGACUUCAGAAGACACUGGACUGCUGCAUGAAGUGGUGUCAUUAUGUCGCAUAACAUCUGCCUUCCAACAGGACUUAAACAUUUCAGAAGAGAACACAAGUGGAAACCAAGCUUAAAUCAACAAUUUCAGUCUCUUGCAUCCAAACUUCUAUGGAGACAUUUUGGGAUUCCAUGUGAUAGAUAUAGUAAACAAUUAUUUAUAGGAAUGACAGCUCUUACUACUGUCUGAAAAUUAUUUUUCAUUUGGAACAUACAUUUCCCCCAUUCGUUCAUCUCAUGGGUGUAUAUUAUCCAUUGAUUUUUAAAUGUAAAGCUAUUUCUUCUACUGUGCUGUUAAAUCAGGUACUAGUUUGUAUGUAUGUUGAAAGUAGAUAUUGAUGAUUUCCCAGUAUUUGGUGCUUAAUGCCAUUCAUUUUAUUUAAACUAAAUAUGCAUAUAUAACCCUUGCAUAUAACCAGUAGCAACUAUACUAAUCUGGUUGAGCAUGAGCUGAUCAAGAUAUCAGAACUUAACAGAACUAGCCUGAAACUGCUGAAACUGUUGACCCACUAAUUGCCUUAAUCUUAAGCCUAUAUUAAGCAUACUUAAAUAAUUUAUAGAAUUACAUGUAAAUUUUGAAAGAUAAGUUGUGUGUGUUCUGCAGAGCAAUAAUGCCUUUUUCUACUCACUGAAUCAAGGACAAAAUUCAUUUUUUCAAAGUUAAAAAGCUCUCUUGUGGAUACUGCAGCCACGUUUUCCAAAAAAGUAUAAAGGUACACAUUUACCUGUCACUCAGUGAAAUAUAUGAAGUACUGAAUUACAAUGUGAAACAUUGUAAAAUUACAAUGACUUCUGUUUACAAAUGAGACACUUUAAAAAAUUGUUACUGUCUCUCUGUAUGCCUUUGUGUAUAUCCAGAUCCCACCCCUAGAAAGCCAAAUGCAACAUGAACUGCCCUGAUAAAAAAUGGUCUUUUUUCUCUUAACUAAUAAUUCUCUAUCAGAAUGCUUCAUGUCAUCUCAAAUUUACUGUUUAAAAUAAUUGACUUUAUAUUUUAGAAGUUUUAGAUUUAUAGAAAAAUUGUGAAGAAAGUACAGAGAGUUCCCACAUAACUCUGCACACCAUUUCCCCUGUUAUCAGCAUCUUACAUUAGUAUGGUACGUUCCCCACAGUUAACGAACCGGUAUUGAUAGUCAGUCCAGGCUUUAUUCAGGUUGCCUUAGUUUUUUCCUGAUGUCCUUUUUCUGUUCCAGGAUCCCACGCAGGACACCACAUUACAUUGGGUUGUCAUGUCUCCUUAGAUGCCUCUUGGCUGUGACAGUUUCUCAGGCUUUCCUUGUUUUCGAUGACCUUGACAGUUUUGAAGAAUACUGGUCAGAUAUAUUGUAGGAUGCCCCUCUAUUGGAAUUUGUCCGAUGUUUUUCUCAUGAUUACGCUGGGAUUAUGGGUUUUGGGGGAGGAAGAUUACAGAAGUAAAGUGCCAUUUUUAUCACAUCAUAGCAAGGGUGCAUACUGUCCAUAUAAUUUGUGAAUGUUGCUGUUGACCUUGAUGACCUCGCUGAGGCCGUGUUUGUCCGGUUUCUCCACUGUAAAGUUACUCCUUUCUCUCCCUUUCCACACUGUAGUCUUUGGAAGGAAGUCAAUAGGUACAGCCCACACUUAAGGAGUAGGGGCUUAUGCUUCCUCCUCUUUGAGGCAGAGUAUCUACAUAAAUUAUUUGGAAUUCUCCUCCGUGGGAGAGUUGUCUCUUCUGCCUCAAAUUCACUGUUAAGCUUUGAAAUUCAUCUGCGAAGGAGCCGUGCGUUGACUACUUCCUGAUAGGCCGGAUUAACAGGUAUAAUCAGAAGAAAAAACAAUGAUGUUAUGGUUCAUUUGUUAUCAGUAUGUUCAAUAGAUAUACUCUAAACAUCCCCAAUCAUGAUUAUUUUUUAGAAAUUGUCGUUUUAAAAAAGGUGUUUCAGAAACCAUUCAAGAACCCAUCAGGACUGCACUCUAAAGUAUUUACUGAAAGAAUGUAAUUUUCAGUUUAAAAAAAGCCCUGGAAGGGGGUUUGUUAAAAACAUUGCUUAAAAAUAUUUAUCUAGGUCAGUCUUUAAAUAAUUCAAAGAAAAUGACCAAGUUUUUUUCUUUUUUAAGCUGCAUUCCAAAAUCUAAAUGGAUAUGUUUUAUUUGGAACGAUUAUUAAUUCAUGUUUAUAAAGGAAGACAAAUCUUGUUUUCUUUAUAAGGAUGGACUCUGUAUAUAUUAAGGAAAAAAGUGUUUAAUCCUUAUUUUUUUAACACAAAAGUAAGACUCAAGGUUCUUAUCAAAUUUUGCCUUUUUAUACUCAUUACAAAAUUCCAUUUUACUUUAUUGACACAUAUAAUAAAAGAAGUCCAUUGAUCAGCAGAGCUGUUCUAAAUGAGAAAGAGAAAAGGUCACUCUGGUUGUUAUUCUGCUCGGCAGAUAUUCCCUCAUAAGUUUGAAAAGAAUGUAAAGCAGCCUUUUAAUAUGGAUAUUGGAAGGAGGUAUUUUUUUCUUUCAGAAUGCGUAGUCUGCAGGAUGAGAUAAUCGUGAGUGUAGCAUAGGCAAAAUUUGGGUUUUAGUGCAUUUGCUUAAUAAACACCACGGCCUCAGAGUUUUCUGUCUUUCAGUCACCUCACAAGAUGCUUGACUAUAAUGCUGUGUUAUUUUAAGGAUGUUUAGCCACUCACAAGUAACGUUUGCAUCAAGGUAUUUUAAGCUGGAUUUGUGCCUUAUUUUAACAUAAUAAUCAGCUGUUAUAUUCCACGUUAAAAACAAAAGCAAAAGCAAAAACUCUACGUGUUAUUCUCAGAAAAUCCAAAAGCCUCGUAGUAUUAGUAUUUCAAACCAUUCAGUUUUUGAGUUUUCAAAGUCUGCUCUUAAACUAGACCCCCAGUAUUAUGAUGGCUGUAUGGAGAAGGAAGUGAAAUUAAGGUGAGCUCUGAAAUACAAGUAUUAUCUUAUUUUCUUCUAGGUUCAUAUUUUCUGUUAUAACUAAACCAAAUAUUUGUAACCUCCCCUGCUGUUUGAAUUUUCUUUUUCAAAGAAGUGACACAUGUUCUACAACAGAAUUGUGUAAACCAGUAAGACUCAUGGCCUUGGGAUGUGGUCUUCCUGUGGCCCCCAGACAGUCGCGAUCCUCCCGCAGGCCCAUCCGGCUUUUCUCCUUUUGCCCUUAGACGUCACGUCCGAGGUACUUCAGGGAGAGAAGAGGAGUAUGUGAAUUUAGGAACUAUGGUUUUGUCAAGUGAAAGUGUUGUUAAGUGGUACAUUUUCAUGGUUACCUACUUUAGCAUAUUUUUAGAAAGGCAUCAAAAUAUAGCAUGAUUCUUUUUCUGAUUAAAAAUUAAUAACAUCCGUUUAGGAAAUAUUGAUUGACUCUUUGUACUGGUCAUAUGCAAGGUACAGUAACUGAGGAGGUAGGGAAAUAAUUGACCUGCUCUGCAGGAACCAAUUAAAAGGAAAAGGAAUUGCAAAUCUCUUUUGUUAAGAAUGACAAUAAUAAUAGUAAUAAUAAUAGUAAUAAUAAUAUAUUUUGCUUAGAAGUUAUUAGCCCAAGAUUCUAACACCAAAAAAAAAGGAUCUUUUAAAGCUGCUUAGUCUAAAACAUGCUCUAAGUAAAGAACUGUAGUACUGUUUCUAAUUUCAUUAAUUUACUUUCUCUAUUAUACAAAGUAUAAUAAUGCUGCUAUCUAAGAUAUCUACCUUUAAAGGACAAAUUCAGAGACUCUUAGAAACUAAGUGUCCCUGUUUAUCUGAUUCUCUAUCACCAUGAUGCCUAGUCUUUUCACCAGGCAGCAUAGGGCUCUCUAUGAUGGAAUGAGGCUCCUUUGCAAUACUUAAGGCCACUUUACUCAGUUUAGGAUUAACUGAGGGUGUGGAUGCAUGUCGAUGGGAAUCUAGUUUUUACUGUCUUUUUCUUGAUAACAGCUUUCUGUAGAAAUUGUACCACCCCUUUUAAAUUUAAACUAUAUGUGACAGUGCUGUUAGGAUUAUAGGAUCCAGGAAUGCUAAUAAAUUAGUUGUUUCUUAAAUAAGGUGAAGAAGUAGACUCCUGAUCAAGAAGAGAAAACCGUGAAUAUUCUUAUAAUCAGUAGAUCUUCCUUCUCUUCUAGAAAAUCUGGAUUUUCAGGAAAAGAUUAUUUUCAACUAUAAAUUUUCUAAUGCAGAUUCCAUUUUGUUUCAACUAUAAAUUUUCUAAUGCAGAUUCCAUAAAAGACCCUGAUUCUGGAUAAAUAUUAGUAAAUCAGAAUAUAAUUGUAAAAUGAAAGCCCAUAUCUAAUUCCCCCUAGCACUUCUUAAUAUAGGAAAUCGUUUUUACAGACUCUCGGUCAGUACCGACAUCUUUCCUAUGUCGAGCCCGGAAAUUUGUUAGUGUCUGUUUCUUAAAGCUUAUUUAAGAGGCAGAGUUGUUUUGGGCAAACCAGUUAACAUUUUGAUUUGGUCAAGGUAGAGAAUUAUGUGUAUUUAGAAAGAAGCAUGUUUUAUUUUGAAAAUAAUAGGAUUUUGUGCAAUAUUUUUUCCUGCAUACUUUAGUUCAUAUAAAUAUGCACAUCUGCUUUUCCAGCAGAUGCCUUAGGUCAUGUUUUUCAGUAUUUGUGUAAAACUGUAUGUAGCAAUGUUCUAUGUGAUUUUGGAGAAAAAAUAUUCUUUAUCAUGUUGCCAGAAGAAAUGUUUUUGUUUAUUUAAAAUAAUUAUGGAUAUUGCAUUAUUGUAUCAUAACUAACUGCCUCAGCAACAAUAAAUAUGCAAUAAGAAAAUCCUGAA
Diceros bicornis minor is the source of this 7044-nucleotide messenger RNA. RefSeq names its product DENN domain containing 1B (gene DENND1B). The record is from RefSeq and is a predicted model, not a curated record. Gene Ontology annotation, molecular function: guanyl-nucleotide exchange factor activity; phosphatidylinositol phosphate binding. Gene Ontology annotation, biological process: T cell receptor signaling pathway; endocytic recycling; endocytosis. Gene Ontology annotation, cellular component: nuclear speck; cytosol; intracellular membrane-bounded organelle. The transcript is spliced from 23 exons. The coding region runs from base 63 to 2411 and encodes 782 amino acids. Lineage: Eukaryota; Metazoa; Chordata; Mammalia; Perissodactyla; Rhinocerotidae.